CAUCAACCAACAUUGUUUUGCAUUGGAUUCCUUUCCUCCUGCUCCUCUCGUCUCUCUCAAUUCUGAUUGACUUUCUGCUGCGAAUACCUUUAGCUGAGAUGCCUCAGCCGAAACGCGUCGUUCUUAGGUGUCGUGAGCAGUAUGUCACAGACGAUCAAGCUGUGAUGAAAGACUUUUUCGAUUCGCAAGAUCUCGGAUCUUAUGAAGAACUCACGUCUUUGAAUGAUCUCUUCGUACACUUUGUCUUUGAUGAACGUUCCCCUUCCAGCCUAUUUCUCGUCCUUGAUGUUCAUUGCAAAGAAUUUCCAGACGUUGAUCCUAGCACCCUGGAACUUCAAGUAUUCAAAGUUUCUAAACCGAACUCAUUUGCGUUUCGAGACCUCGGAGAGGCUGCUUGUAAGCAGGCCCAACCACGAUCUGUGAAGAUAGGAUGGGGGACAAACAAGUCUGUCAGUCGGAAGAAUUAGACGGUGUAUACCCUUUGCAUAUAGGGCAGUCUCCAGCCACGUUCGUAUCUUGGGCAUCAAGGUCCAGUGGGAGAUCUCUCUGAAAUCCGGUUGAUGACCGGCAUGGUACGACUCCGUUUUGAGGUGC
Messenger RNA from Verruconis gallopava, 594 nucleotides. RefSeq lists its product as uncharacterized. Bases 99 to 467 code for a protein of 122 amino acids. The transcript is spliced from 2 exons. The record is from RefSeq and is a predicted model, not a curated record. NCBI's taxonomy places the organism in Eukaryota, Fungi, Ascomycota, Dothideomycetes, Venturiales, Sympoventuriaceae.